Rhododendron vialii is the source of this 462-nucleotide messenger RNA. RefSeq lists its product as uncharacterized. Bases 1 to 462 code for a protein of 153 amino acids. The record is from RefSeq and is a predicted model, not a curated record. The transcript has a single exon. NCBI's taxonomy places the organism in Eukaryota, Viridiplantae, Streptophyta, Magnoliopsida, Ericales, Ericaceae.
AUGUCAGCCUUGGAGCUGAUAGAGAGUCACAAAGCCAACGCUGAGAUUUUCUACGGGCACGCUGCUUGCAAAGAGAGAUGCAAUAAAAUGCUUGAAGAAUUCUCUCUCCCAAAAGGUCUAAUGCCGCUAGACCAGAUUGAAGAGAUGGGUUUUGAUCGCACCACGGGGUUCAAUUGGAUGAAGCAGAAAGUGAAGAAGCAGCACAAGUUCCUGGCAAUUGGCCAGACGGUGAUCCUCGAUGUGGUUGUCGCCUCGUUCAUCGAGGAGCGCCGGAUGAGGAAGGUCAUGGGGGUCAAAGGCAAGGACAUGUUUAUUACUGUAACCGUAAGUGAUAUUUUCAUGGAAGAUCCUGCUUCUGGGAAGAUCUCGUUCAAGACCUCGGCGGGGAUAGCGCGCUCCUUCCCGGUCUCGGCUUUUGAGCUGGCGGAGAACAAGGAUGAUGUUUUAAUUCACAAGAAUUGA